CAUGGAAAACAACUGACUCAGCUGUGCUGCUAUUAAAAGAGCUCAAAUCCUGAAGUAUUGCUGUGGCAGAGCGUCAUGUCGGAGGAGCUCUGCUGAGGCGAGCAGCUCCAGCUCCUCAGGACGGGAAUUAAAGCUUACUACCUGCAGAGGCCCGAGAAGCAAAUAAUAAGAACACAUAGUUAAUAAUUAAAAAUGGUUGUAGAUGGUGAGAUGGAGUCCAAUGUAACAGAGCCAGAGAGCUUCUGGGAUUACCUCCAGGAGAUGGACCCUGUAUGGACCACCACCGUCCUCCUGGUGCCCUUCGUGGUCGUGCUGACGGCUGGGUUUUUCUACCUCUACGGUGUGAUUGCCGGGCUGCUGUCCAAAACAUCUGUACGCAACAAGGUGGUGGUGAUAACUGACGCUUUAUCUGGGCUCGGAAAAGAAUGUGCAGGUCUGUUUCACAAAGGAGGAGCGAGGUUGAUCCUCUGUGGGAAAAGCUGGGAGAAACUGGAGGAACUUGUGGAUGAUCUGGCGAAUGCAUCCGAUCCCACAGUUACGUUUCCUCCAAAGCUGGUGCUGCUGGAUUUUGGCGACAUGGACAGCAUGCCUGAGGCCAUCGCAGAGAUCCUCGAGUGUUACGGUUGCCUGGAUAUUCUCAUCUUCAACAGCAGCAUGAAGGUCAAAGCUCCUGCACAGACUGUGUCUCUGGAGAUGGACAAGCUGCUCAUGGACAACAACUACUUUGGGCCCGUCACACUGGCUAAAGGUGUGCUGCCCUCCAUGAUCUCCAGGAGAAGUGGUCACCUGCUGCUGGUCAACAGCAUCCAGGGGAAAAUAGCCGUUCCUUUUAGAACUGCAUAUGCAGCCUCCAAACAUGCAGUUCAGGCCUUCUUCGACUGUCUGAGAGCUGAAGUAGAAGAAUACGGCAUCUCUGUCAGCACCAUCAACCACACCUUCAUCAGCCGCUCAGCAUCUGAAGCCUCACAGUCCUCCAGGUCCAUCUGGUCAUUGUUGUACACCAAGAAGCCCCUCGGUGUUUCUCCGGAUGAGGCCGCCACUGAGAUUGUGAAGACUUUAAACAACAAGAGGAAGGAGGUGGUCAUUGCUCCAUCGCUCCCCAAGGUGGCCAUUUAUGCCAGAUCCUUCUUCCCCAACGUGUUCUUUGCCGUGAUGGCUGCAGGAGUGAACAACGCCGCUGCCGCUGAGAAAAUAUAGAGAAGCUAUUUCAGUGAUUAUCUGUUGUUUCUGUGCAAACCUGGGCUAUCUGCAGGACAAGGGGGGCCCAGAAACAGAUUCAUUAAUUGUUGAUUUGCUGUAAACUGGUUGGAAAUUUGCUUCGCUGAAAACCCUCCAUCUCAUUUCUCUCUUAUAGGGAUUAAACCAGAAUUAUUUCAGUUACAAAGUCAUGCUUUAUGAAUAUUAUUUUAGUCUCCCUAUUUCUAACACACAGAAAAUCUCCAUUCUCCAUCACAAUCAUAAAGCGUUUUCAUUUAAUCAAGUACUGUGAGGAACCAGCUAUGAUUUCUCUAAUAAUCCACUGAUUGUCAUAACCCAAAGAUGUUGAUUUCACCAUCACAGAAAACUGGGAAACUGGAAAAUAUUUACAUUUAAACAAGUUUUAAAAAGUUUUUUUUUUUUUUUUUUUUGCUGUUGUCAUUUUUGCUUGAAAAACUAUCAUUUCAUUCUCAAGUCAUUUAUUGAACAAAUGAUGCUGACAUCUGUAGCUGUGUGUUUUUGUCUCAAUAAAUCUUUUGUGAGUGUGAACUGCAUUGUAUUAUCAGGAAAUGUCGUCUUAAACUUGAACUUGUGUAAAGUGAUCAUUUUUGUUUCAAAAAACAGGUUUGCCCAAAUAAAUAAAAAGAAGCCUUAGUUGCAAACACUCAUAAUAUAAUACCAUUAAACAUAAUUUUUCUACAGCUUACCUCUUAGGAAUUUUUUUCUUUAUAUUUUAGAAUUUAAUACACAAAGAUGAUGCAGAAUUUGCAUGAAAAGGUGAAUUAUAAUAUAAGAAAAUGUUGCAUCUGUUCUUGUAUUUGUGGACUCUACAUUUAGAUACAAAUAAAAGUAUUAUUGUGGCUUUUAAAAAAGAAA
This is a messenger RNA of Amphiprion ocellaris (clown anemonefish), 2073 nucleotides long. RefSeq names its product dehydrogenase/reductase (SDR family) member 7Ca (gene dhrs7ca). NCBI's taxonomy places the organism in Eukaryota, Metazoa, Chordata, Actinopteri, Pomacentridae. Gene Ontology annotation, cellular component: sarcoplasmic reticulum membrane. The transcript has 8 exons. Gene Ontology annotation, biological process: regulation of release of sequestered calcium ion into cytosol by sarcoplasmic reticulum. The record is from RefSeq and is a predicted model, not a curated record. Gene Ontology annotation, molecular function: all-trans-retinol dehydrogenase (NAD+) activity. Bases 193 to 1197 code for a protein of 334 amino acids.